AUGGCCACGUCGCUCACCCGGGCCGCCGCCUUCCGGCGGGCGGCUCCCCUAUCCGCUCUCGCCUUGGCCUCGUCGGCCGGCCGUCUCGGACGUGUCGCUGUCGCCGCGCGCCUGUUCACGACCUCGUCCCCGGCGCUGCUGCCCUCGGGUUUCGCGAGCCCCAUGCCGUCGUACUUCCAGAAGCCCAGGCUGCCGGCGAAUACCAUCGUGCGCUUCGUCCCGCAGCAGACGGCCUGGAUCGUCGAGCGCAUGGGCAAGUUCAACCGCAUACUCGAGCCUGGCCUGGCGAUACUGAUGCCCUUCAUCGACCGGAUCGCCUACGUCAAGAGUCUCAAGGAAGUGGCCAUUGAGAUUCCUAGCCAGAGCGCCAUUACGGCCGACAACGUCACGCUCGAGCUCGACGGCGUGCUUUACACGCGCGUUUUCGAUGCGUACAAGGCGAGCUACGGAGUCGAAGACGCCGAGUACGCCAUCUCGCAGCUCGCUCAGACGACGAUGCGCUCCGAGAUCGGCCAACUGACACUGGAUCACGUCCUCAAGGAACGCGCCGCCCUGAAUACCAACAUCACCGCCGCCAUUAACGACGCUGCCGAGGCCUGGGGUGUCACGUGCCUGCGUUACGAGAUUCGCGACAUCCACGCGCCUGCCGCCGUCGUCGAAGCCAUGCACCGCCAGGUCACGGCCGAGCGCUCCAAGCGCGCCGAAAUUCUCGACUCCGAGGGUCAACGCCAGAGCGCCAUCAACAUCGCCGAGGGUAAGAAGCAGAGCGUUAUCCUUGCCUCCGAGGCCAUGCGCGCCGAGCGCAUCAACAUGGCCGACGGUGAGGCCGAGGCCAUCCUGCUCAAGGCGCGGGCCACGGCGCAGGGCAUCGACGCCGUCGCCCAGAGUAUCCUCAACGGCGAGGAGGGUGCCCGCGGCGCCGUGAGCCUGACGGUCGCGGAGAAGUACGUCGACGCCUUUGGCAAGCUGGCCAAGGAGGGCACCGCCGUCGUGGUACCGGGUAAUGUCGGCGACAUCGGUGGCAUGAUUGCCACGGGGCUCAGCGUCUACGGCAAGGUCGGCGAGGCGCAAGCCAAGUCCAUGGCUCAGAAGGCCAUGGUCGCCGAGUCUGGCGAGGCCAAGGCCAUCGAGCAGCCCGCGUCCGAGGAGGACAGAGUGGAGAGCAGGAAACGAGAGAUGAAGGAGAGCAUGCUCGACGGGUUCAACCAGACGGCAGCAAAGAAGUAG
Messenger RNA from Purpureocillium lilacinum, 1227 nucleotides. RefSeq lists its product as uncharacterized. Gene Ontology annotation, biological process: mitochondrion organization. Gene Ontology annotation, cellular component: membrane; mitochondrion. The record is from RefSeq and is a predicted model, not a curated record. Lineage: Eukaryota; Fungi; Ascomycota; Sordariomycetes; Hypocreales; Ophiocordycipitaceae.